Pezoporus occidentalis (night parrot) is the source of this 3740-nucleotide messenger RNA. RefSeq names its product glutamate ionotropic receptor delta type subunit 1 (gene GRID1). Gene Ontology annotation, cellular component: plasma membrane; postsynaptic density membrane. Gene Ontology annotation, biological process: synaptic transmission, glutamatergic; modulation of chemical synaptic transmission; monoatomic ion transport. The coding region runs from base 352 to 3465 and encodes 1037 amino acids. The record is from RefSeq and is a predicted model, not a curated record. Gene Ontology annotation, molecular function: glutamate receptor activity; transmitter-gated monoatomic ion channel activity involved in regulation of postsynaptic membrane potential. The transcript is spliced from 17 exons. Lineage: Eukaryota; Metazoa; Chordata; Aves; Psittaciformes; Psittacidae.
CGGGCGGCGGCGGCGGCGGGGGGGCCGCUCCGCAGUUCGCGGUCUGCCGGCGCCCCGGCACACACCGAGCGCUGGAAGCUCCGCUGCGCCGUCUGCCAACCCGGGAUCUACCUCCGUGCUUUUUUAUCCCCGGCUUCUUUUUUCUCUCCCCAUCGCCCGUUUUUCUCAGUCUCGGAAAAUUCUUGGGGUGCUGGGGGAAUUUGGGAUUUUCUUUCUAAAAGGGGGUGUCUGGGCAUCUCCCCCCCCCCGCACCCGCUGCCUUGCUCCACUUGCCCUUGCGCCUUUUUUCUUCUUUUCCCCUGCCAGUCUCUCCACCAAACCCGGGCUGAUGUGCUGUGCAAGAGGCUGGAAAUGGAAGUGUUGAUGCUCUGGCUUUUCCCCUGGAUAUUUCAGUGCGUGUCGGUGCGGGCGGACUCCAUCAUCCACAUUGGUGCCAUUUUCGAAGGCAAUGCUGCCAAGGACGACGAGGUGUUCAAGCAGGCAGUGUCGGAUCUGAACCUCAAUGACGACAUCCUCCAGAGCGAGAAAAUCACUUACUCCAUCAAGCUCAUAGAGGCCAACAACCCCUUCCAUGCGGUGCAGGAAGCCUGUGAUCUGAUGACUCUGGGGAUCUUAGCCUUAGUGACAUCCACUGGUUGUGCCUCGGCCAAUGCCCUGCAGUCCCUGACAGAUGCCAUGCACAUUCCACACCUUUUUGUACAGCGCAACACAGGAGGCUCCCCACGCACAGCCUGCCACCUGAACCCCAGCCUGGAGGAGGAGGAGUACACUCUGGCUGCCCGACCGCCGGUCCGCCUCAAUGACGUUAUGCUGAAACUGGUCACUGAGCUGCGGUGGCAGAAAUUCAUAGUAUUUUAUGACAGUGAUUAUGAUAUACGUGGACUGCAGGGAUUUCUUGAUCAGGCCUCAAGACUGGGACUUGAUGUGUCAUUACAAAAAGUGGACAGGAACAUCAGCAGAGUCUUUGCCAACCUUUUCACUACCAUGAAAACAGAAGAGCUGAACCGCUAUCGGGACACAUUGCGAAGGGCUAUCUUACUCCUAAGCCCACGGGGAGCCCAGACUUUUAUUAAUGAGGCUGUGGAAACCAACCUUGCAUCAAAGGAUAGUCACUGGGUCUAUGUAAAUGAGGAAAUCACUGAUAAUGAAAUAUUAGAGUUGGUGCAUAGUGCUCUGGGGAGGAUGACAGUUAUCCGGCAAAUUUUCCCUCUCUCAAGGGACAACAAUCAGAGAUGCAUGAGGAACAAUCACCGAAUAUCAUCGCUGCUGUGUGACCCACAAGAAGGCUAUCUUCAAAUGCUGCAGGUUUCCAACCUGUACCUGUAUGACAGUGUGCUCAUGCUGGCCAAUGCUUUCCACAGAAAACUGGAGGACAGGAAAUGGCACAGCAUGGCAAGUUUGAACUGCAUGAGGAAAUCCACCAAACCUUGGAAUGGAGGACGAUCCAUGCUAGAGACUAUUAAGAAGGGCCAUAUAACUGGGCUUACUGGUGUUAUGGAGUUCAGAGAAGAUGGCGCCAACCCCUAUGUUCAAUUUGAAAUACUGGGCACUAGCUACAGCGAAACAUUUGGCAAAGAUGUGCGGAGGAUUUUCUUGAAAUAUCAGCGGCUUCAGAAACAGUCAUACUUGUUUCCUGCAGCACUUCUGAGGCAGAUUGCAGAAGUCACUUUGGCAACGUGGGACUCUGAGAAAGGACUGAAUGGUAGCCUACAAGAACGACGUCUGGGCAAUGAUUUACAAGGAUUGACACUCAAAGUGGUUACUGUCUUGGAAGAACCUUUUGUGAUGGUGGCAGAGAACAUUCUUGGGCAACCAAAACGAUAUAAAGGAUUUUCCAUUGAUGUCCUGGAUGCACUUGCCAAGAAUCUGGGCUUCAAGUAUGAGAUAUAUCAGGCUCCUGAUGGCAAAUAUGGACAGCAGCUCCAAAACAGCUCCUGGAAUGGCAUGAUUGGAGAACUAAUUAACAAGAGAGCAGACCUAGCCAUCUCAGCCAUCACUAUAACACCAGAACGAGAGAGUGUUGUGGACUUCAGCAAGCGGUACAUGGACUAUUCCGUGGGGAUCUUAAUCAAAAAGCCUGAAGAGAAAAUCAACAUCUUCUCUCUCUUUGCUCCUUUCGACUUUGCGGUGUGGGCUUGCAUUGCUGCAGCCAUCCCUAUAGUUGGUGUCUUGAUAUUUGUCUUGAACCGGAUCCAGGCAGUCAGGGCGCAGAAUGCUUCCCAGCCGAGCCCUUCUGCUUCCUCUACCCUCCACAGUGCCAUCUGGGUUGUUUACGGCGCCUUUGUUCAGCAAGGGGGAGAAUCUCCUGUAAAUUCUGUAGCUAUGCGCAUUGUAAUGGGAAGCUGGUGGCUCUUCACCCUUAUCGUGUGCUCUUCCUACACAGCAAACUUAGCAGCUUUUCUCACAGUAUCAAGGAUGGAUAAUCCCAUAAGAACAUUUCAGGAUCUGUCCAAACAAAUGGAUAUAUCUUAUGGCACAGUCAGGGAUUCAGCAGUGUAUGAAUACUUUAAAGCAAAAGGGACCAACCCUUUGGAGCAGGAUAACACAUUUGCUGAACUGUGGAGGACUAUCAGUAAGAAUAAUGGAGCAGAUAAUUGUGUAUCGAACCCUUCUGAAGGCAUCAGAAAGGCAAAGAAAGGAAACUAUGCUUUCCUGUGGGACGUGACAGUGGUAGAAUAUGCUGCGCUGACGGAUGAUGAAUGCUCUGUGACAGUCAUUGGAAACAGCAUCAGCAGCAAAGGAUAUGGGAUAGCACUCCAGCAUGGAAGCCCCUACAGAGAUCUUUUCUCCCAGAGGAUCCUAGAGUUGCAAGAAAGCGGAGAUUUGGAUGUUCUUAAACAGAAAUGGUGGCCACGGAUGGGACGUUGUGACCUGAAUAGUCAUGCCAAUGCACAGACAGAUGGGAAGGCACUCAAGCUUCACAGUUUUGCAGGAGUUUUCUGCAUUUUAGCAAUAGGCCUCCUUCUUGCAUGCUUGGUGGCAGCAUUGGAAUUGUGGUGGAACAGCAACCGUUGUCAUCAAGAAACACCGAAAGAGGACAAAGAAAUGAACCUGGAGCAGGUCCAUAGACGCAUGAACAGUUUAAUUGAUGAAGACAUAGCCCACAAGCAAAUCUCUCCAGCAUCCAUUGAAAUUUCAGCCUUGGAGAUUGGUGGCAUGCAGCCAGCUCAGACCCUGGAGCCAGUACGUGAAUACCAGAACACACAACUUUCUGUCACUACCUUUUUACCAGAACAGACAACUCAUGGUGCCAGCAGGACACUCACAGCUGCCUCAGGCAGCAACCUGCCGCUGCCCCUGAGCAGCUCAGCCACCAUGCCCUCCAUACAGUGUAAACACAGGUCACCAAAUGGAGGACUAUUUCGUCAGAGUCCUGUGAAAACCCCGAUCCCAAUGUCAUUUCAGUCUGUGCCAGGGGGAGUCAUUCCAGAAGCAAUGGAGCCCUCGCAUGGAACAUCCAUAUGACGAAAACUAACAAUAAAACAACCAGCAGAGCUUUUUAAUACAAAAUUUAAAAGAAAUGAAAAAAAAAACAAAAACAAAAACAAAACAAACUCUCACAUUUUUCUUGUAUAUACCUGUAAAUAAUGAAAGAAUGAAGUGGGGUAAAAGUGUAUUUUGAAUAUUCCCAAUUUUCGAAGUAAGUAAAAAACAAAAAAAAAAAACAAAAACAAAAAUGUAUGAAUGACUUUGUAAAUUUUGUUCUAUAUGAAUAAAAAGGCAAACUACUUGUGAUCGUU